Sciurus carolinensis (gray squirrel) is the source of this 2905-nucleotide messenger RNA. RefSeq names its product pleckstrin (gene Plek). Gene Ontology annotation, biological process: actin cytoskeleton organization; intracellular signal transduction. Bases 247 to 1299 code for a protein of 350 amino acids. The record is from RefSeq and is a predicted model, not a curated record. NCBI's taxonomy places the organism in Eukaryota, Metazoa, Chordata, Mammalia, Rodentia, Sciuridae. Gene Ontology annotation, cellular component: plasma membrane. The transcript has 10 exons.
UAAUGCUAAAAUGUGACCAAUCAGGGCUUCCAGGAAGUUCCAGCAGUAUUCACCAGUGCCGGGGCCUUCUCUGCCAGCCCACUGAGGGGAAGAGGAUGUGAUCAUGCGAUUGCCAGCAAAAGGGAAAUUGUGAAAGAGACCUCACUGUGAAAAGGACAACCCACAACCGCCUGGGGUCUCAGAGAAGGGUGAGCUUCUGAGAGCACUUGUCAGAGAGGAGAACCGUCUGUCCUUCUGUCCAUCGGCAUGGAACCAAAGCAGAUCAGAGAAGGCUACCUUGUGAAGAGGGGGAGCAUGUUUAACACCUGGAAAGCCAUGUGGGUUGUAUUGUUAGAAGAUGGAAUUGAAUUCUACAAGAAGAAAAGUGACAACAGCCCCAAAGGAAUGAUCCCCCUGAAAGGAAGCACCCUGACUAGCUCUUGUCAGGCCUUUGCCAAGAGGAUGCUUGUGUUUAAGAUUACUACAACCAAGCAGCAGGACCACUUCUUCCAGGCAAGCUUCCUGGAGGAGAGAGAUGCUUGGGUCAGAGACAUCAAGAGAGCCAUUAAAUGCAUUGAAGGAGGCCAGAAGUUUGCGAGGAAAUCCACAAGGCGGUCCAUUCGUCUGCCAGAAACCAUCGACUUAGGUGCCUUGUAUUUGUCCAUGAAAGACACUGAAACAGGAAUAAAAGAGCUGAAUCUAGAGAAGGACAAGAAGGUUUUUAACCACUGCUUCACAGGUAGCUGUGUCAUCGACUGGCUGGUAUCGAACAACUCUGUUCGGAAUCGCCAGGAAGGCCUCAUGAUUGCCUCGUCACUGCUCAAUGAAGGCUAUCUGCAGCCUGCUGGAGACCUGUCCAAGAACGCAGUGGAUGGAACUGCUGAGAACCCUUUCCUGGACAACCCAGAUGCCUUCUACUACUUUCCGGACAGUGGGUUCUUCUGCGAAGAGAAUUCCAGUGACGACGACGUGAUUCUGAAGGAAGAAUUCAGAGGGGUGGUUAUCAAGCAGGGAUGUUUACUGAAGCAGGGGCAUAGGAGGAAAAAUUGGAAAGUGAGGAAGUUUGUUCUGCGAGAAGACCCUGCCUACCUGCACUACUAUGACCCUGCUGGGGGGGAAGAUCCCUUGGGAGCGGUUCACUUGAGAGGCUGUGUGGUGACUUCAGUGGAGAGCAGCCCAGAUGGCAGGAAGAGUGAUGAAGAGAACCUUUUUGAGAUCAUCACGGCUGAUGAAGUUCAUUAUUUCUUGCAAGCGGCCACCCCCAAGGAGCGCACAGAGUGGAUCAAAGCCAUCCAGGUGGCCUCACGGACUGGGAAAUGAAGACACAUCUGCAGGUCCUCAUGCCUUCCAGAGAGAAGCCCAUGGAUGAGCUUGGUCCAGGAUCUGUCCACUCCUGUGACGAUUCUGCUGGAAAGGGCCCAGGGGUGGGAAGUUUUUGCCUGAAUGUAACUAGUCAUGUGCUGCAUGAUGUUCACCUGCACUGCCUCUCUCCCUGCAGACUCUGUCCCACUCCAUGUCCCCCCAGACAUAGGACAAACUGUGUGUCCUGGGUAGGCUGUUAAACCUUUCCAGGUCUCAGGGCCUCUUCAGAAAAAUGAAGGAGGUGAACUAAGGUCUCUGAAAUCCUCCCUAGCUUAAAAAACCAAACCAAACCAAACCAAAUCAAUAACAUCAAAAAAGCAAUGCUCUGUGAUUCUAAUCCUCCUGAAAGUGAGAGUACCUCUAGAUAUCCUGCUGGUGUCCUUCCUGGGCCAAGUCUUGGCCUCUGGUGGUCUUAAGAUGAGCCAGAACCUGACAGCCCUUCCCUUUGAAAUUGUUGCCCAUCUGUACUGAGAGGACUAGGUGCAGACCUCUUCAUUUUCUUUAGCCACUUUGCACUGGUUUUUUCCCAUGAGAACAUGUCACAAAAUGAAGGAGAGCACGCUUCUUUCUUCCCUCCCUUCCCCAACACUUCCUGAGAGAAGUGGUGCUUUUAGAAUUAAGUCUUAUAUUGCUUUUACCAUUGGGAGGUUUUCUCUUCUGAGAGAAAGCCCUGAGGAGGCCAGGAGCAGCUGAGGGUCCUUUCCAGGCCCUGAGGCUGCGGGUCUAUCCUACCCCCACUUGAGUCUGAUGUGAGCAAGGUCUCGCCGUGUUCCUUUCUGGAGUUUUUCUCUACCAUUUAUUGUAAUUAGAGGGGCCCAGAUCUAUGAAUUUCUUUUGAGGUUUAGGGUCCGGGUAAGUCAUAUGGGUUCCCUGCAUGUGUGAGGCCUGAGCAGCAGCCUGGUUAAUGUGUCCCCGUCUGUGGAGAGUGGAGAAGCUGGAGCCCAGACCAGCUGAUUAGAUGAUGGCUUAUACAAAGGCAGCUCUGAAAGGACUCAGACCCUCAGAGCUUGUGGUGGUGGCUGUCACCAUUGUGCAGUGCCUUCAGUUCUUCGGUUCAUGAUGGCUGUGCCUGAGCCUUUGCACGCAUGGUAGCUGCUCUGACGUGGACUCUGAGGGCUUCAUGGCCCUGUCAUUAGCCAGAAUGAUCUGAUCUAGGUUAAAAGGAAAACAGAUUUAGGUUUUCAUCCUGACAUCUAACUAGUCAACCUUCUCCCAAAUUGAGAAAGACAGCACCUGUACAACCAGGUAUGUGUGUGAAGGUGUAGUGUGUAGUUUUCCAAAUCUAGGUUUUUAAUUUUAUGGCCCCAGUAAGGAAAGGCAAGUAGAAAAUCCUUCAUGAUAUGAUAAACUCUUCAAUUCCCCUGCCUCGUCCACAAGGUUGUGCGCCCGCUCCCAGAUUGUUUUAUCGACGGCCCAGAGGAGAAGGGCUGUCUUUUUUUCUGAUUCUUUAGCACACUGUCUUCAUAAAAUAUGCACAAUAGAUUUUCUACUUUCAGUGUUAAAAAUAUUUAUUGAUAUGGUGUCAGCAUUAUGUUUGGAAAUAAACACGACUGGGUGUAUUGUC